This is a messenger RNA of Clunio marinus, 518 nucleotides long. The record is from the annotation of a GenBank genome assembly. Lineage: Eukaryota; Metazoa; Arthropoda; Insecta; Diptera; Chironomidae.
AUGAAAUUCUUAGCCGUUGUUGCAAUUUUAUUAGCUGUGAAUAGUGCAUCAGCUUUCUGGACUGCAUGCCCUUCAACUGCUCAACUAACUAAUGUUCAAUCUGGCCAAUGUACAGCAGCUGGUUGUACUGUAACACGUGGUGGUUCACUUGUAGCCAGUUGUGACUUUAUUCCCACUGCAGCACAUGGUUUCUUGGAAACGAGAAUGUCGACAGUUCUUUUGGGUGAAACAGUCAAUUUUCCUAUUGAUGAUACUUUCAUUAAUGCCUGUGAUCAUCUUCGUGGUCGAAGCUGCCCUACAACACCUGGACAAACUCAUACUUGGGAUUGGAGCCUUACAGUUCCCUUCACAUUCCCACAAGUCAACAACGUUCCAUUCAGAGUUGAACUUGUCGACCGUGCUACUGGAGGAACUGUUCUCUGUUUCACAGUGCCAGCCACCAUCAACUAAAAAUUGUAAAAUAACAUGUUGUGAAAUUCAUGUCACAUAAUAAAAUACGUAAAAAAAUAAGUUAAAUG